Penicillium brasilianum is the source of this 261-nucleotide messenger RNA. NCBI's taxonomy places the organism in Eukaryota, Fungi, Ascomycota, Eurotiomycetes, Eurotiales, Aspergillaceae. The record is from the annotation of a GenBank genome assembly.
AUGAACUUCCUGCUCUUGCUGUUCUUAGUCUUUUUCGCGCCCUUGUUGCUUUUUGUCGUAUGGCUGGCAGCUUCCUCGUGUCUAGGAAAUCGCCUUCGCACUCGAGGCGGCAGAUUAUCAGUACGACCAGUCCUGGACACGUAUGGACAGAGCUACCUUCGAACCAUGGCCAACUCUGGGGCCGCAAUGUCAGAGCAAAUUGAACUCGACGACAUGCUAGCCGAACCAGGAACUCGCCGCCACUUCGACGAGGAGGAUUGA